This is a messenger RNA of Lachancea dasiensis, 2115 nucleotides long. Lineage: Eukaryota; Fungi; Ascomycota; Saccharomycetes; Saccharomycetales; Saccharomycetaceae. The record is from the annotation of a GenBank genome assembly.
AUGGUAGAAUUAUCUCUGAGGAAAGCGAGGACCAAUUGGAAACAACUCUCAUCUCCUACAAAGGCAAAAAAUCGCCAUUCUAAUGACGGGCAUUCACAAUUUAAGGCUAAUCCGUACAAGGAUCUUAAGCAGAGCGCAAACUACUCUGAGCUUCCCACAAUUGGGUCAAAGGAGCGUAACAAGGUUGGGACUUCAAUGCAGAGGCGGUUGUCAUUCCAUGCACCAAAACAAGCGCCUUUAGAUUACACCUCCGUUCCACUACCCCAAAAUUUGGACAUAGACCACCAAUCCAAACAAUACCUAGUGGUGCCUAAUAAUUCAAGACAGAGAUCAAACUCUAGUAUUGGUAUGCCUAGAACAACUAAUAAAACCAAGCCAAUUGAAACACAAACAGAUGAGGUUCCGCUGCGUCAAGCGUUGAGCGAUCCAAAAUUCCAGGCCAAGGACUAUGUCACAUCUACCUUAGGAAAUGCAAGCGCUCUUCAAAUCGACAAUUUUACAUCUGAACUAAAUGACCUUGUACUUGAAGUGACCGAUGAAGUUAAAGAGAAUAUCACCAAGUCUUAUUCUCAAGUCUUGCGGGUCAAUAGGGACCUGAGUAGCGCUUCUACGGAAUUGAAACACCUCAGGAGUAGUGUGAAGGAAUUGCAACUAGUGAUGGGAGAAUUUGAGGGAAUGGCUGAUAAGCGGUUACAAUUAGAACGUCAACCUUCUCUGAGAACCCAACGUUCUGAACAACCUGCUUCCCUUUUACCUCCAGUCAAAGCAAACAAGAGACGAGAUAGAACAAGUGUUUAUAUGCUUGAGAGAAUGUGGAAAAGUGAAUUAUCAACCUUGUUCAAAGCAGUGGAAGGUGCACAAAAAUUCAUUUCUCCUGUACCUGGUAGGCAUAUACUUCUGGAGACGAGCGAUUGGUACGAAGUGAAUGCCGCCACUCUAAAGCCUCUUAAAGCGGUUCACGUAUUUUUGCUGAAUGACUUAAUAAUGGUGGCCACAAAAAAUCGAGAUAAUCGACAACAUGAUUUGAUUGCUUGCCACUGCCACUUGCUAAGGGAGACUGUUGUGGAUCCACAGGUGGAGAACAGAAUUCUGUUUACGUUUGGCAAUAGGGGCCAGUUUUUAAUUCAAACCAACAAGACCCGAGAGUAUGAUCGAUUCGUAGCUACUGUUAGAGGUGCAAAGGACGAUUUGAAUGUCAUUUCACAGGCCGAGGAGGAAAAUACUCGUAAAAUAAGGGACUCUUUUACUUAUAUGCAUGCAACACAGCAGACUCCAUCACGAGAUCUCACUCUGAGUCCAGCAAAGGGCCAUGUCCGCAAUUCGAGCUUAGGGAACGCUCAAUCAGGUCACAUUAAUGUCUCUGAUGAGCCGUUUCUGCUUCAGACUCUGAGUUCAUCGAUGACAUAUCCAUCGCAGGCGGGAGGUGGACGAAACAACUCAAAUGCAAUUUCACAAUUAGAGGAUCAACUGGAGAACUUUGAUAUGGUUUUCGCUAGACAUAAUUACCAAGAGGCUAUUAUUCUGUUAGUACAGCUGGAAAAAUCUAUGGAAACCCUAGAAGACGAAAUAAGUCAGGAGAAUCAAGCAUUUACAAACCUCGUUCGGUUGAAGAUUACUCACCGCAAGCAAUUGAUCUCAGGGCAAUUGACACAAUUAAUUUCGUCAGAGUUUACAGACUCUUCUACUUUGACAAAAUACGUCGAGAAUCUCGUGUCCCUAGAUUAUGACCAUGACGCUUUGGAGCUCUUUUUACAAAACAGGUCAAAAUAUAUUCAUGAUCUCAUCUUAAAGGUGGGUUCAUUCCAGAAUCCUGCUUUCUACUUAACUCAAAUUGCUGUCAUACGUUUUCAAACACUUAAAAGAGUAGUUAUAAGCGUGAACGAAUUAUUCAAACGUGCAAAGGACAGCUUUUCUUCAACAAUAGUGAGCUGGUGCAGCAGCGAAGUUGAUAAGCACUUUGACCUGAUCAGCAAGCAAUUUCAAAAUGCAGAGAUGGUCCCUCCUUCUUCCAUCAAGUCGUCACGGCGGCAGAUCGACGAACUAAAGUCGGUUGGGCUAGAUUUUGUGUAUAAACUAGACGACUUCAUUCGUGAAAACAGCGAAAGAAUUGGCUAG